AUGCAUAACAAUGCUGGCAAGUUCAUGGACCUGUACGUGAAUCAGAAAUGCUCCACCAGCAACCACAUUAUCAGUGUCAAGGACCACAGGUCCGUCCAGAUGAACAUAGCCAAGGUUGACAAGGUGACAAGUAAGCUCAAUGGUCCUCAGUUUGAAAACUUUGCUAUCUGUGGGGCCAUUUGUAGGAUGGGUGAGUCAGACGACUCCAUCCUUUGCCUGGCCACAAUCCACUGCAUCAUUUCAAAGAACUUCUGA
Molecule: messenger RNA, 255 nt
Organism: Suricata suricatta (meerkat)
Lineage: Eukaryota; Metazoa; Chordata; Mammalia; Carnivora; Herpestidae
Product: 40S ribosomal protein S21-like
Exons: 2
Coding region: 1-255 (84 amino acids)
Biological process (GO): endonucleolytic cleavage to generate mature 3'-end of SSU-rRNA from (SSU-rRNA, 5.8S rRNA, LSU-rRNA); translation; endonucleolytic cleavage in ITS1 to separate SSU-rRNA from 5.8S rRNA and LSU-rRNA from tricistronic rRNA transcript (SSU-rRNA, 5.8S rRNA, LSU-rRNA)
Cellular component (GO): ribosome; cytosolic small ribosomal subunit
Molecular function (GO): structural constituent of ribosome
Source: RefSeq, a predicted model, not a curated record